Messenger RNA from Neopelma chrysocephalum (saffron-crested tyrant-manakin), 290 nucleotides. Its product is annotated as nck-associated protein 1-like. The transcript has 2 exons. The annotation marks the transcript as partial. The record is from RefSeq and is a predicted model, not a curated record. NCBI's taxonomy places the organism in Eukaryota, Metazoa, Chordata, Aves, Passeriformes, Pipridae.
CUGGGAUAUGGGGGGACAGCCCACCCUGACUGCCAUCUACACCGACUGGUACCUGGAGGCCCUGCUCCGCCAGGCCAGUGCCGGGUCGGUGGUUCUGGCCCCGGCUCUCCAGGCCUUCAGCACCGUCCCCCGCGAGGAGCAGCCGCCCUUCAGCGCCGCAGAGUUCUCCGACAUCUCAGGUGGGGUCUGGGCCCCCAACCUUCCUGAAUCCCCCAUCUUCCUGUGUCCCCAACCUUCCCAAAUCCUCCAUCUUCCUGUGCCCCCAACCUUCCUGAAUCCUUCAUCUUCCU